UGCAAAUCUGCGCUUCCUGAUUAUCGCAGGAAAACGGAAGCAAAAAUAAACAAGAAGUAAGUUCAAGCAAAUCCUUUUGGUUGUCAAUUUGUGCUAUGUUAACUUCGCCCGGAGAGAGAGACAAAAUAUCUUUCGUGACGGAAACUGAAACUUCGUGACAGAAAUUGAAAUAUUUUGUCCCGUCGCGCCACAUUGAAAUCGGAGAAAGAGGAACAAAAUGGCCGGAUUUGAAGUUGGUGAAAGUACUACAAUUAACUCCAGGUACAUGAGCGAAGUGACCGCUUCUUACAAUUCUUUCGACGAGACAAACCCUCUCCUUACAGGGCUUGAUCGAGAAUCUGGCUCACCGGAAGUCAUAAGACCUUGUUACUACUUAUUACAAAUUCUGGGCAUGUGGAAACCCAAAGAUGGAAAAUUUGCAUUCACGUGGCGUGUUUAUCGCCUGUUUGUCUACAUCUUUUGGCUGGGAUGUCUUGCAGCUAUCAUGUGUCUGGAUUUUAUACACUAUGGCUUUGACAAGAGUAAUAUUCACGUCACAGAGAUUAUAAACAGUGUCGGUACAUGUUUCGUUUUCUUGUGCCCGUUUAUGUUCACUCUUUAUUAUUUUAAACGCGGGCAGUACGUCGAACUUGUUUUCAGCGUGCAAAACGUUUCUCAUGAGUGGAAACAGAAGUUGAGCCGAAUUUCCCGUUGGUACACCUUCAUGUCUGUUAUUUUAUGGGGUCUUUGUGCCGCAUUUUUCAUGGUUCACUGGUUUCCGUUCUUCUCCAAAUGGUGGCAUUAUGGGAUUUACGUUCCCGCUGUCGUUUAUAUUUCAGGUUGGUGGAGCACAUGGUUAAGCUUAUAUGGAUUUGUUUGCCACGUUCACAGUCUACAAAUUGACACUGUUGUAGAAGAAAUGAAGUCAAGGGAACGCAAACCAACGACCAUUCUACAAAAACACUUCCAAUUACAAACUUCCCUGGAACGAACACAGAAGGAUUUUUUUCUCAUUAUUUCAUUAGCUUUAGCUUAUCACGCCCUGGAUUUAAUCAUUUUUAGCUUUGCUUAUUUCAGUUCAGCCUUUGGCAAAGAUUAUCCCAUGUGGCAAUACAUCGGUACAGUACUUUUUGACCUCAUCAGCAUUAUAUUUAAGCUGUAUCCACCAGCCAUAGUUGCAGCAGCAUCACAUCGCUUAGUGGCACAGGCCUCUAAAAGAUGUCAGUCACAGUUGACCCCCUUUACGACAGAGCUCCCUAUUGAAGAUAUGCAACUAUUUCAGUACAUGGCUUGGCGCGAGUCGGACAUGGGACUAAAGAUUCUCGGAAUUCGCAUCACUGUGGAACUAGCGAUCAAAAUCCUUAUGACCAUUAGCACAGCUGCGAUAUCUUUUGUAGCUUUUGUUAUACCCAAGUUGAAUAAGUAAACAUUUUAACCUCCCAA
Molecule: messenger RNA, 1422 nt
Organism: Orbicella faveolata
Lineage: Eukaryota; Metazoa; Cnidaria; Anthozoa; Scleractinia; Merulinidae
Source: RefSeq, a predicted model, not a curated record